Molecule: messenger RNA, 3749 nt
Organism: Zingiber officinale
Lineage: Eukaryota; Viridiplantae; Streptophyta; Magnoliopsida; Zingiberales; Zingiberaceae
Product: serine/threonine protein phosphatase 2A 55 kDa regulatory subunit B beta isoform-like
Exons: 15
Coding region: 1886-3319 (477 amino acids)
Biological process (GO): peptidyl-serine dephosphorylation
Cellular component (GO): protein phosphatase type 2A complex; cytosol
Molecular function (GO): protein binding; protein phosphatase regulator activity
Source: RefSeq, a predicted model, not a curated record
CCGCACGCUCGCAGCUCCUCAGCUCGCUCGCGGCUUCGAGGGCGUUGGUAAGGGCCAUGGCUUCGUCGGCGAGGGCGUUGGAGUGGAAGUUCUCUCAGGUGCUCGGAGAGAGGCAGCCUGGCGAGAAGGUCGACGAGAUUUUUGUUUUAGAGGAAAGCAAAGAAAAGGCAGCAAGCUGCAUGUUGAUUUUGGAUAAAGCUGGAGUUUUACAGCUCAAACAAGCAAUUUAGAAACCAGGUUAUUGGAUCAAUCAUUCAAUUUUAUCAAGAACUGCGCUUUGCAGAUAGCUGUCGAGAUCCGAGAAUGCCAAAGCAGAACUAAUGACAAUGGCGCAAAUAAGGGAGAGUUGCGUCUUCGUUGCCCAAAACUGAUGGAAUUUCUUUUGUCAUUCCUGGUAACUGAAAGCCAUGCCUGACAAAAGAUAUUGAGGAUUUUUCUGAUCGUCUGUCUACGAGGUGAGGUCAAAGCACCAAGCAAUAAUCUUCCAGCCUCAUUGACCUCUAGGAAAAGUGCAGAAAAGAUGUUCAGAUGUUUCAAGACCUUGCCUUUACAUGAUCUGUAAAGCCUUCAUAUGGGGAAUGUCAUAGGACUACUGAUAAUUUCAUGAACAAGGUGGAAUUGAGCCUGCCCCAAUAAGUUUCUCAAAAGUACUAUGCGUUGGGAACAAUCCCCUGGUUGGAAGUUUCUCAACAGUCCAUCCCUUGUUGGAACUGCUGGACUCUCACCAUGUCAAUUAGAAUGAGAAGUCGUCGAAAAGAAGGGGAGAUGGUUUGUACAUCCAUCCAGGAUAUUUUUAUUGGAGCAUAAUGCAAAUAGGGAUGGAAAGUUAUGCAUUUAACAAGUGUUUCCACAUCACUGAUACUCCCAAAACACCUCCUGUGACCUGCUAUUCGUUGAGCUUUCACUACAGUAGAAUGAAAUCCUUCAUGUGCCUAGACCUUUCUCAGCCAAGUUUCCUUUCAUCCUUUCUAUUUUCCUUUCAUCCUUCAUGGUACAUGGGUGUGUGAAUACAUGAACACUAAGCGCUAACUCAAGUACAUGGAAGUGUCAAUUCUCAUGGAAUUGCACAAUUGAAUGAAAAAAUGGGAUCAAUAAAUCCAGAAUUGGGCUGCCAUCGGAAGGUCAAAAUUUGGCUACAAAUCGAAAGACAAAUUUAAUUAAAUCCUAAACUAACUCUGUAUUAUUUAAUCCUUCUUUUCUCGCACUUGUGACAAUGCUUGGAGCUGAAUGCCACACACAACUUUGCUUUUUGCAUUCCACUUUUGCGUCACCACAACAAAUUGUAUCCCUUGAAGUGACAACGUCCACAUGACACCUCAGUGCUUGUGCCAUGCCUUCACAUUCGUGUGCUUGUGUCCCAAACAAGGAACAACAAUGAUGGCCCAUUGGAAGUGGAGUCAUAGGAGGAGCUGAACAACAGACACAUACGACGAAUUCAAGAGAUCCAAAUUUGAGCUGUGACAACUAAAAGGCAUAGUGGUAAUUAAUUAUUUUUUUAGAAAAGGGUUUGACUAAUGGAAAAAUUACAUUUUAGGGUCUCGGCUUCACCCAUAUAAAUAGAUUCUCUCUCCUGUUGUUUAAAUAUUCAAUGCUCAUGUUGUCAAGUUGUGACUUCUACUCUUAGCUCUCCUCCCCAUCCCUUCCCUCCCCUCUAAGAGUUUGAAGGCUUUGGAAUCGUCAAGGAUUUGAAAUUUGAGUGUUACUAUUUUGAGUUGAAGGUAGUUAUAUCUUGGUUGAUGAUUGUCAACAAAUUAUAAACACGUAGAUAGGUCAAUAUUGUCUUAAAGAGAAUGAGUUCAAUUAUUAGCGGACCUUAAUUCUCUUAUUUGGAGAGAUAAAGUUACUUGAAAGGGUGUGUCGAUACUUGAUAUCCAAAGAGGACUCAAUGACGACAGUUGACAUGAUAUCGGCAGUAGAAUUUGAGAGUAGAGGUGACUACCUUGCAAUUGGAGAUCAAGGGGGUCGUAUUGUUUUGUUUCAAAAGAAAGACAGGAAAGAUUCACAUCCUAGAAAAGUGCUAGAGCAUACAGACUAUAUUGUUACCUCGCCUCCUCUCUAUUGCUAUAAGACAGAGUUCCAAAGUCAUGAAAUUGAGUUUGAUUACCUGAAGAGUUUGGAAAUUGGAGAGAAGAUCAACAAAAUAAGAUGGUGUGCCAACCCCAAUAGUUCUCUGUUCGUUCUUUCUACAAAUGACAGAACAAUUAAGCUAUGGAAGGUCUCAGACCAUAAAGUUAAGAAGAUCAAUGAAAUGGAUUCAAAUGUGCAUGUAGCCUCAGAAAAUGCUCUUCUAUCAGAGAGAAGUUUCUUGAAUGACCAAAGAAAACCAUCUAUUCCAAAAGGUUACCAAUUAGAAUGGAAUGCUAAAAGGCCACGAAAUACAUCUACAUUCAAGGAAAGCUCUAAUGUGACAUUUGAUAUUGAAGAUUUUGCUUCCUCGAGGUGUCGUCGGGUGUACUCCCAUGCUCAUGACUACAACAUUAAUUCUUUAUCAAUUAAUUGUGAUUUGGAGACAUUCUUAUCUGCUGAUGACCUCAGAAUAAAUAUAUGGAACCUCGAAGUUAGUAACCAAUGCUUCAACAUCAUUGAUUUGAGGCCUGUGGACAUUGAGGAUCUCGUAGAGGUAAUAACUUCAGCUGAGUUUCAUCCAGCAUGCUGUAAUCUCUUAGCUUACAGCAGCUCAAGAGGUUUCAUACGACUAGUAGAUAUGAGACAAUCAGCCCUAUGUGAUCAGAAUGCAAAACUUUUUCAAGAUCGUGAAACUUUUGGGUCUAAGUCCUUCUUCACUGAGAUUGCUGCUUCUAUCUCAGACAUAAAGUUUGCUAAAGAUGGGCGACAUAUUUUAAGUCGGGACUACAUGAAUUUAAAGUUGUGGGACUUGCGCAUGGAAACCUCUCCUGUUCUUACUUUUAAGAUACAUGAGUAUCUUCGUCCCAAGUUAUCAGAUCUGUACAAUGGUGAUUUCAUUUUUGAUAAAUUCGACUGCUGUCUGAGCAGGGAUGGGUCUCACUUUGCCAGUGGGACAUACAGCAAUACUUUCAAAGUGUUCAGUCACGACAGCGGCCCUAUUGAUGGAAGUAUAUUGGAAGCCAGCAAAAUCCCAAACAGAACAUCACAUACUAGAGCACACCAAAAACACACUGGAUUGUUGAGCAGCUUUGCUCGGGGAUUCCACUGGCGAGAUCAUGAGAAUCCAAACCAUGAUAACAGUCAGGAGUUUCCUUGCGAUUUUGAUUCAAAACUGAUGCAUAUGGCAUGGCACCCUACUACAAAUUUAAUAGCUUGUGCAACAAAAUGCAGCUUGUAUAUGUACUAUGCAUAGAGGUAGCCACAAAGAGUUAAGUGUCUGAGGUAUCUCAAUCACUCAGAUGAAGUUAAACCGAACUAACCAACACAGAGUGAAGUUACGCUGCAUUGGGCCGUCGAUGAUGAUGGUUUAAAUUCGUUUGCAACGCGUGUAAUGUAAAGUUCUAAAGAUGCUUGUUUGGUAUGCCGGCUGUGAUGCUCCGGUUACAGCAUUGUUGCUUGAAGGAUUAUGCAUCGAUCUCCAUUAAGCAUACACAUUGUAUAUAUGAUAUGAAAAGGUCCUGCACCAUAACAUAAAGAAGGACACAACUCUAGAUGUGAAUUAACUUUGCAUAUUUUUGCAAAUGCAGUGUGAUGUGCAUAAAACCUAUCAUGAAGCAACUAAAUAAGCAAAUUGAAGAACACAACAUGAAGAUAUUCAUUUCACUUGAGUUGGAUUUUGUGAA